Messenger RNA from Salvelinus fontinalis (brook trout), 10923 nucleotides. Its product is annotated as triadin-like. Gene Ontology annotation, molecular function: signaling receptor binding. Gene Ontology annotation, cellular component: membrane; sarcoplasmic reticulum. The coding region runs from base 486 to 4280 and encodes 1264 amino acids. The transcript has 34 exons. The record is from RefSeq and is a predicted model, not a curated record. NCBI's taxonomy places the organism in Eukaryota, Metazoa, Chordata, Actinopteri, Salmoniformes, Salmonidae.
UCUAAGAAUAACCCAGGCAGGCAGGGCAGAAUAGCCUGGGUUAAGGUUACCUUGAAGCCCCUGUCCCGUCCUAAGCUUCCUGAUCUACACCAAUCAUGGGCAGGGGAAACUUUUAGGCUGGAUCCCGAACUCUCCACUGGCCGGCCCUGGAACUUUUUCCCUCGACCUUUUGCUCUCUUCCUGGACAUUAACUGAACCUCUUCAGAGACCCUGAGACUGUGACCCUUUGGUAUUUUUUGCAUUGUGAUUCUUUAGGGGGGGAUUAAACAUCCAGUCCAGACACCAGGUGUAAUAUAUUUAGGGUCUCUUUGCAUGGUCCCAUCCUCUCCUUGACGACCAGGACUCAAACAGGAUUAGCCCUGAGGCGCUGCAUGUAUUUUUUUCAACACAACUCUGUUGCUGAAAUUACAUUUUCAAACUGCCAUGACUGAGGGAGUCGAAGGUACAGUAUCUACACAAGUCUAACGCAAUCCUUCACCACAACCAUGGUCAUUGAGAGCAAAAAUGGAGAGGCAGGACACCCCCCAGCCAGGGUGACCAAGAGGACCGCGACUGACGACCUGUACACCACCUUCAGUUCCCCUAUGGCCUGGAUCCUGGUCGUAGCCCUGGUCGUCACCUGGUCUUGUGUGGCCAUCAUCAUGUUUGAUCUGAUGGACUACAAGGGCCUCACAGAUCAUACAUUAUACUGUGACGACCCCUGUUUGCCACCUGGGGUCUCCCCACCUCCCGCUGUCAGGAAAGUAAUUAAGGAUGCAGGAAGGUCUAGAGGAAGCAUUCAGCAUAUCAGCUCGGACCCCAUGAAAGUGGUGAACGAGGCGGUGGAGGAGUCCACUGACUGGGGCAAACUGCUUCUGACCUUUGUCUCCAGCCUGGUAGCACCCGAGGAGGAGGAAAUCGAAGGUGAGCUACAUCCGGUUAAGAAAAAAGCUGCAUUCCUACCAUCCAGAAAACAAGUUGCAGGGAUGUUUGCCGAGGAAAAGGAACCAGUUGCGGAAGUAGAGGAGGAGGAGGAGGAGGAAGAGGAAGAUGAUGUAGAUGAAGUGGAAGAUGAGGAAGAGGAUGGAGAGGAUGAGGUUACGGAAGAAGAGGAUGAAGAUGAGGAAGAAGAUGAUGAGGGUGAGGAAGAGGAGGAAGAAGAUGAAGAAGAGGAGGAAGAGGAUGAGGAAGCAGCAGCUGAGGCCGAGGUAGAUGAGGAUGAUGAUGAUGACGAUGACGAUGAUGGUGAAGCAGAUGAAGAGGACUCUGCUGCAGCGACUGAAGAAGAUGAUGAUGAGGACGAAGAGGUGGCUUCAGAGGCUGAUGAUGAGAAGGGUGAUGAUGAGAAGGGUGAUGAUGAGGAGGAAGAAGUGGCUUCAGAGGCUGAUGAUGAGGAGGAUGAUGAGGAGGAGGAAGAGGUUGCUCCACAGGCUGAUGAGGAGGAGGAGGAGGAUGAGGAGGAGGUGGAAGAGGCUGUUCCAGAGGUGGUUGCUGCUGAGGCUGAUGAUGAGGAAGAGGAGGAGGAGGAGGAAGAAGCAGCUGCAGCUGAUGAGGUGGCAGAGGAAAAUGAAGGUGAAGAUGAAGCUGCUGCAGAAGUCAUUGCUGAGAUUGAUGAGAAUGAGGGCCCCAUUCUGAUUGAUGUUGAUGACAUAGAGACAGAGACUUCUGCUGGAGAUGAUGGAGAGGAGGAUGACACCAUAGCUGAAGCUGAAACUGAAGCAAUUACAGAUGAGGAUGCCAGUGAUGCUGCUUUCACUGAUGAUGAUGAUGAUGAUGAUGAUGAUGAUGGUGAUAAUGAAGAGGAUGAAAAUGCUGUAGCUGGUCCUGCUGCUGCUGCCAGUGAUGAAGCCACAGAUGAUGCUCCUGUUUCGACUGCAGAUGAUGAUGAUGAUACUGUUGAUGAGGAAGAUCAUAGCAUAGAUGUUGACCAAACAGAUGACGAUACUAAACCCAUUGACCUAGAAGAUGACGAUGAUGACGAUGAUGAUAUCAAAGUCGAUCUUGCUGAUAGUGAGGAUAUGGAUAUCUCAGACACAUUAGCUGAGGAUACAACUGAUGACUCUACAGAUUUAGAGGACACUGAUGAUGACGAUGAUGGCAAAGUCAGUGAGGACAGUGGUGCCGAUGACGAUGACAAAACAGUCGAGGAUUCAGGAGAGACUGUUAGAGAUGUCUCAGACAUUUCUGAUGACACAGAAGACAAUGAUGAUGAUGAUGAUGAUGAUGAGGUGAAGGAUUCAGCUGAAGAUAUCGGCAAAGAAGAUGACGAUGAGGAUAAUGAAAUCACAACAGAAGCCUUUGAUAGUUCAGCACCUGAAGAAGAUGAUCUAUCCAAGGAUGACGACGAUGAUGAUGAUGACAUUGAUGACCUUCUUUUGACAGAUCUAAAGGUCAAGCAUGCUGCUCCUCCUGCAGAACAAGUAGUGUGCCCUUGUAUGCAUUCGUCCAAGCCCAAAGAGGCCAAAAGUGAGCCAACGGAGGAGAAAGAGGCAGAGCCCCCUAAAAAGGAACCAGUAGUGAGAGCUAAGAGAGAGCGUGACAUGUGCAGGCCAGUUGAGAAGCCAAAAAGGAGAGAGGCUGCAAGGAAAUUGGAAUUAGAAGCGGCGAUCAGGAAGAGAGAACUAAGACUUAAAAAGGAAGCGAAGGCCACAAAGGAAGAGUCUCAACAUGUAGAUGCUGGGGUGCCUGCACCUGCACCCGCGCCAGUUCCCGCCUGUCAACCCACACAAGUCUACUGGCCAUCAUCAACUCCUGGCUGGUAUUUGCAUCAUAUAUUCACAGACAAUCCAUUUCCACCUACAACUAUGACAGCUCCUCCAGCUCAGCCAUUUUAUCAAGCUCCUCCAGCUCAGCCAUUUUAUCAAGCUCCUCCAGCUCAGCCAUUUUAUCAAGCUCCUCCAGCUUAUCAAGUUUAUCAAGCUCCUCCAGCUCAUCCAGCAACAGCUCAACCAACAGCUCCAGUUCAACCAGCACCAGCUCAACCAGCACCAGCUCAACCAAUAGCUCCAGUUCAACCAGCACCAGCUCAACCAGCUCAACCAAUAGCUCCAGUUCAACCAGCACCAGCUCAACCAACAGCUCCAGUUCAACCAGCACCAGCUCAACCAGCACCAGCUCAACCAGCACCAGCUCAACCAAUAGCUCCAGUUCAACCAGCUCAACCAGCACCUGCACCAGCUCCAUCGACUCAAGAACCACAGGCUCCCAAAGAAAAGGCUGCCUCCACAAAGACGGUUCCAAAGGAAAAGACCAAGGCAGCUGCCUCAAAGACGGAGUCUCCUAAAGGAAAAGUUAAGAAGCAAGAACUUGUGGUGUCCAAAGGGAAGUUCAAACCAGCUGUUGUAAAGAAAGAAGCUGUUGUCUCUGAAGAAAAGACAAAACCUUCCAUGACAAAGAAAGAGGUUGUUUUUUCCGAAGAUAAAGCUAAGACAACAGCUGCCAAGAAAGAUCCUGUGGAAAAGGACAAUGACAAAAUAACUCCUACAAAGAAAGAGCCUGCAAUCUCCAAAGAAAAAGUCAAGGCAACCACUAGCAAGACAACCACACCCACUACCAAGAAAGUUGUUUUGGAACCCGAGCACCCUAAAGAGAAAGCCACUCCAAGAGUCCCCACUAUGAGAAAAGGUAACCACACAAAUGUAGUGGUGCCAAUGGUAAAAGCCACCGCAAGAGUUGUCGCUAUAAGACCCAUAUCUACAAAAAAAGGUCCUGCAGUGAAGGAGAAGCUAACUAACGCACCUGAAGCAGAAGAGAAGGUGAAGGAUGUGAAGACAUCAGACGCCAAAGCUAAAGCCACACACUCUGUGAAGACAGCCCAGCCCACUAAACCACAUAAAGCUAAGAAGGCUGAAAAGACUGAGAAGGCUGAGAAGACUGAAAAGACUGAAAAGACUGAGAAGACUAAGAAGGCUGAGAAGGCUGUAAAGACUGAGAAGACUGAGAAGGCUAAGAAGACUAAGAAGACUGAGAAGGCUGAGAAGACUGAGAAGGCUGAGAAGGCUAAGAAGACUAAGGCUGAGAAGGCUGAGAAGACUGAGAAGAAAGCUGUAAAAGAGGCUCAAGAAAAAGAAGUAAAGACCCCUGGUAAAGCAAAAGAUUCUCAGACUGAGGAGAGUGCCACGGACAAGAAGAAGACGUCGGGUCAAACAGUCUUGCAGUGUGUUUUUAUUGGUGGAAAGAGUGCCCACUACCCUUUGCUACCUCCCACCCCUGGUGUGACCCCUGUGUCGAUGAGCCCAGCCAUGCAGUCCAUGAUGAUGCAGCAGGUGCAGCAGCAGAAAGCCCGAGCAGUGGGACAGUAGAGUAGCUCCUCACCCCUAUGCUGCUCCCUCAUCUCAGUCUGCACUUCAACGUUAACCAGCAGGUGGCGCUGCUUGUAUUUACUUCUGGCCCACUGGCUUCUCAUUGAAAACGGAUGACAAUCAGGAACUAAAGGGGAAGGAUGGAUGGACAGUACAGUAUUAUUUAUUUUUCUAUGACCGGUCGAGCUCCCGUGAGUUUCUAAGUCCCUAAAUUCCUUUCCUUUAGCUGUGGCUUUGCUGCUUUUUCAACACUCUUAGAAAAACGGUUACAAAAGGGAUCUCUGUCUGUCCCAAUAGGAGAACCCUUUUUGUUCCAGGUAAAACCGUUUUUGGUUCCAAGUAGAACCAUUUUGGGUUCGAUGUAGGACCCUUUGCGGACAGGGUUCUACAUGGAACCCAACCCAAAAGGGUUAUACUUGGAACCAAAAUGGUUCUACCUGGAACCAACAAGGGUUCUUCAAAGGGUUCUUCUAUGGGGACAGCCGAAUAACCCUUUUAGGUUCUAGAUUACACCUUUUUUUCUAGGAGUGUAGCGCUCAGUAUUGAGUUCUUUGUGAUCUAUGCUUUUCUGUAGAUGUAUUUAUUAUGAAAGGAGUGUAAGUUAUGGAUACAUCACCUUCAGCAGCAAAUGGAAUUGAUCAUUUCUGUACAUUUCAACCAAAUGCAAUGUACACAUGCAUUUCAUUUGUAAUUUAGCUGAAGUUCAAUGUACUGUAUAUAAUGUACCUCUUGAUAUGACAUCUUGUAGUUUACGUUUGUUGAAUGGUUACUUCACAUCAUUAUUUUUGUUACAUCACAACAUUCAUCAAGUUAAUGAUUGCAAUACUUGUCUGUACAUUGAUUUUUGGGCCGUACAUAUAUGGCACUCGGAUAUAAAUGGAGUUAGGAGUUUUAUUUCAUGUUUUGAUUAUAUUUUGUUAAGGAAACUCACUGAAAAUGCUAUGCAAUAACAAAUGAACAAUGUUACUCACUUUGGCCGAACAUGUCCAUGUCGGUAGGUUUCUGUUGAUGUGUGUCAUACCCUGCUAAUAUUGCACUCUGUGCCUUACCUGUGUCAGGAAAUCCUAAACCAUAUUUUGAGACACUACUGUAGAAGUUGCGCAUCAAAUCCAGAGUACAAAAGAUACCGCGAAUAAACAAUGACGCACAGGGCAAAAAUAUGUUGAAUGAACGUUGUUUCCACAUAAUUUCAACCCAAAAAAUCGAUGUGAAGAUUGUGGAAUCAACGUGGGAAACUGAUUAGAUUAAGUAAUCAACGUAAGGGCAUUUCAUAUUCUUUUCACCCAACUUUUAACCUAAGUCUAAUGACAUGGUGACAUUUGUCGUUGAUUUCAAGUUGAAUUCACGUUAGUUGACAAUUCAACCAAAUGUAAAUCAAAACUAGACGUUGAACUGACGUCUGUGCCCAGUGGGGAAGAUCUUCAGAAAAUAUAUAUUUUUAAUUGUGUGGCUUUGUGCAUCAUAGUUUGGUCAAGAAAGAGGAUAUAUAUUUGUUUUUGCCUAAAAAUGGCCAUAUCAUUAGUUAAUGAAAAAAAGUUAAAAUGUAGUCCCCCUUACAAAGAUGACAAGGAGUUUUCACCUACGGUAAACGUGUCCAUUCAUUGUCAGAAGUUCACAGGCAUGCUAACACCUACUGUAUACAUCUGCCCAGAUCUGCAUACACACAUGAACAUUGCCUUAUCACUCAUUACUUACACUGUGAUGUUGUUUUAUGUAUUGUAUGUUAAAUGUGUUGCUUCCAUGUAAAUAACUGCAUCAGCUUGUAUUUUGCUGCUUGGCAUGUCGGUAAAGGAUUGUGGGAUAUUGAGUAUGGUAGAAUUACUCAUGGGAGCUCCCGUUGUUAACCAGAAGAACCUCUCUCUCUCUCUCUCUCUCUCUCUCAUCCCCUGAGGAGUGUGUGUAAUGAGAAUGCAACACUAGAGGAGGUCAAGUCAAUGACUGUCCACACAUUUUUUUUUAUGACCAACAAGGAUUAUCGUGAGAUGGUGUUAUGAUGUUAUCCUGUGAUAUAUAGGUGUGGGUGACUUCAUCAUUCAGUCAUGUUCCUAUCAUAGCCUACCUUCUAUGCGCAGCAGCCAACUGCGGAAAUACAGUGCCCUCCAUAAUUAUUGGGACAGUGAAGCAUUUGUUUCUUAUUUUGGCUCUGUACUACAAAAGUUUGUAUUUGAAAUCAAAUAGUGGCAAUGAGGUUAAGGUGCUGACUGAGAGCUUUAAUUUGAGGGUAUUUUCAUCCAUAUCGGUUGAACCGUUUAGAAAUUACAGUGCUUUUUGUGCAUAGUCCCCCCAUUUUAGGUGAGCAAAAGUAUUGGGACAAAGUAGUACAAAUGUAAGUAUUUUGUCCUAUAUUCAUAGCACGCAAUGACUACAUCAAGCUUGUGACUACAAACUUGUUGGAUGCAUUUGCUGUUUGUUUGGUUGUGUUUCAGAUUAUUUUGUGCCCAGUAGAAAUAAAUGGUAAAUAAUGUAUUGUGACAUUUUGCAGUCCCUAUUAUUGUAAGUAAGAAUAGAAACUGUUUCUUAACACUUAUACAUCAAUGUAGAUGGCACCAUAUGAUUACGGAUACUUUUUUAUGAAUCGUGAAAUUAUGAGUAAGUUACAGACAAAAAGUUACAAAAACAAAAAUAUCAUACCCCCAAGACAUGCUAACCUCUCACCAUUACAAUAACAGUGGAGGUUAUCAUUUUUGUGUGUCUUUUUGUGCCUCUCACUCAUCAUUAUUCACGAUUCAUUCAGGAUUAUCCGUAAUAUAGCAGCUUCCACAUGGCAGCAUCCACACAUCCACAUAUUCUCAUUCACAAUAAAAGUGACUCCAAAAUGACACAAUACAUUAUUUACCAUAAAUUUCUAUUGUGUACAAAUAAUCUGAAACACAACCAAAACAAACAGCAAAUCCAUCCAAUAAAUUUGUAGCUUUACAAAUUUGAUGUAGUCAUUGCGUGCUGUGAAUAUGGGACCAGAUAAUUAACUACUUUCAAGUACUUGCUUCACUGUCUCAAUAAGGAGGGCACUGCAUUUUCAAGUAGGUGUGCCUUUUUCUGAUAAUGGUGUUGCUGAGCUGAGCCCAGCAUUUUACUGUUUUCUUACUCAACUCGAGACUUGAUGGUCAGGAGUCCAUGUUUCAAGACCAUGUGAAAGAAACUAUUGGAUCUGAGCUUAGAUGUCCUCGCUACAACAGAAGGGACGAUAAGUACAGUUGAAGUCGGAAGUUGACAUACACUUAGGUUGGAGUCAUUGAAAUUAUUUUUUCAACCACUCCACAAAUUUGUUGUUAACAAACUAUAGUUUUGGCAAGUCGGUUAGGACAUCUACUUUGUGUAUGAGACGCAAGUAAUUUUUCCAACAAUUGUUUACAGACAGAAUAUUUCACUGAUAAUUAUUUCACUGUAUCACUGUUUCACUGUAUCACAAUCACACUAAUAUUUCACUGUAUCACAAUUCCAGUGGGUCAGAAGUUUACAUACACUUAGUUGACUGUGCCUUUAAACAGCUUGGAAAAUUCCAGAAAAUGAUGUAAUGGCUUCAAAAGCUUCUGAUAGGCUAAUUGACAUCCUUUGAGUCAAUUGGAGGUGUACCUGUGGAUGUAUUUCAAGUCCUACCUUCAAACAAUCAGCCAAGUUUGUAGACCUCCACAAGUCUGGUUUAUCCUUGGAAGCAAUUUCCAAAUGCCUGAAGGUACCGCGUUCAUCUGUACAAACAAUUGUACGCAAGUAUAAACACCAUGGGACCACGCAGCAGUCAUACCGCUCAGGAAGGAGACGCGUUCUGUCUCCUAGAGAUGAACGUACUUUGGUGCAAAAAGUGCAAAUCAAUCCCAGAACAACAGCAAAGGACCUUGUGAAGAUGCUGGAGGAAACAGGUACAUAAGUAUCUAUAUCCACAGUAAAACAAGUCCUAUAUCGACAUAACCUGAAAGGCUGCUCAGCAAGGAAGAAGCCACUGCUCCAAAACCGCCAUAAAAAAGCCAGACUACGCUUUGCAACUGCACAUGGGGACAAAGAUCGUACUUUUUUGGAGAAAAGUCCUCUGGUCUGAUGAAACAAAAAUAGAACUGUUUGGCCAAAAUGACCAUCGUUGUGUUUGUAGGAAAAAGGGUGAGGCUUGCAAGCCAAAGAACACCAUCCCAACCGUGAAGCACGGGGGUGGCAGCAUCAUGUUGUGGGGUUGCUUUGAUGCAGGAGGGAUUGAUGCACUUCACAAAAUAAAUGGCAUCAUAAAGGAAGGGAAAUGAUGUGGAUAUAUUGAAGCAACAUCUCAAGACAUCAGUUAGGAAGUUAAAGCUUGGUCGCAAAUUGGUCUUCCAAAUGGACAAUGACCCCAAGCAUACUUCCAAAGUUGUGCCAAAAUGGCUUAAAGACAACAAAGUCAAGGUAUGACCUCAACCCUGACCUCAACCCUCUAGAAAAUUUGUGGGCAGAACUGAAAAAGCGUGUGCGAGCAAGGAGGCCUACAAACAUGACUCAGUUCCACCAGCUCUGUCAGGAGGAAUGGGCCAAAAUUCAUAAUUCAAGCUUAAUGUGGGAAGCUUGUGGAAGGCUACCCGAAACGUUUGACCCAAGUUAAACAAUUUAAAGGCAAUGCUACCAAAUACUAAUUGAGUGUACGUAAACUUCUGACCCACUGGGAAUGUAAUGAAAGACAUAAAAGCUGAAAUAAAUCAUUCUCUCUACAAUUAUUCUGACGUUUCACAUUCUUAAAAUAAAGUGGUGAUCUUAACUGACUUAAAACAGGGAAUUUUUACUAGGAUUAAAUGUCAGGAAUUGUGAAAAACUGAGGUUAAAUGUAUUUGGCUAAGGUGUAUGUAAACUUCCGACUUCAACUGUAUAGACAAUACAUGGUGACUUGAGAGCCCAUACUGUGAAAGCCUGAGCGUAAAGGCUGAGCAACGACUUUGUCUUGACUGUAGCUGUCUCAGCCUGCUGUAUGGUAUCUAUCUACUAUCUAUCCAUACAUUUUGCAGUGGUACAGUAAACUGUCUUUUUCCAAGGACACGUGCAUCCACAGUCAGCAACAACAGCUCGACAAAGUAUUGAGAAGUAGGCCAGAGAAUAAAAGAAACUUGACUUUGAAGUUCCAGAGCUCCAUUUCCUGUUCCACCAGAGGAAAUGCUGCUGUGUGCUGUGUGUUGUUUUCUGUGGAUCUGACUAAUGGCUGGGGGCAGAGUAACCCCACCAUGAGAUACAUUCAUCAACGAUAAACAUCAACAACAACAUCAGUGAAUACUAUUUUUUCAUAAUUAUAACUAUGUCUUACCUUUCUAUUCUUGUAUUUUUUUGUCAGGGAAACUUGUUUACUGGUGGUGGAAAGUACUUGUUGGUUAACUGCUCUUUCAUCAUGAGCUUGGUCGUAUCAUCAUACCUUUCUCGGUCACUAGGUAUAACAAAGCAACGGCAAAGACAACCGUACCGUAGGAGGUUUUAAUACCUUAAGUUUACUUGAUUUACACCAGUGCCACUGGCACAUUUCAGUGAAUUUAUUCACUUGUGGAAUGUCUUGACAGAGUACAGACCUCAGAUAUACAUGAUUUAUAAGCACUGAGUAUGUGCCGGUUAUGUGAGCUGUAACAAUGUCAUUUCAAAAACAUUAUUCAGAAUUUAAAUAUGUUUUGGGUUGUUUUGUUCUUUAAGAUGAUUCAGUUUUGUUAAUUGCCCGUAUUAUGCAUGACUGUUAUUUGAACAAAGACAACACAUUUUGCAGUUAUUGUCCCUUGUUUUCAGGAACACUCUGGUGAGUACUGUAGGACUUGUAGCACUACAGUAGGACUUGUAGCACUACUGUAGGACUUGUAGCACUACUGUAGGACUUGUAGCACUACUGUAGGACUUGUAGCACUACUGUAGGACUUGUAGCACUACUGUAGGACUUGUAGCACUACUGUAGGACUUGUAGCACUACUGUAGGACUUGAAAUAUUAGCUAUUAACAGACCUGUCAGACAUCAGUUGAGCUACAUGUAAUGGAUGGAUAUAGAUUGCGUUGCUGUGAGAUGUGUACGCUCUGUUUAUUUCCUGACAUGCACAGAGGUAAACAAACUCUCCACCUUAUGUAACAGAAACAAUAUGAGAUAUGUUCCCAAAGACUCAUUUCAAUUUAGAUACAUUUUCUUGCAAAAAAAUACACAAGGGACAUUUUUUUAUUUUGGGCUAUUCCUUUUUUAUAGCGCUUUACCCUGGGUUAGCUUGUCAGUGCUCUAUAGCUACUUUGUGAGACUAUUGCUAAACUUUCUCCCUGCUCUGCUGUAGCUCUGUCUUGCAAUUAAUCACAACAGGAUAUCACUGAUAUGUUUAAUGAUACUGUUCUUAUGUUGUAGUUUUAGUUUUUGAACAGUUUUAACCAAGUCCAAACUCAUAUUUAAACAACAGCACAUUAUUUAUUUUAAAUCCCCCCAAAAUAUAUUUUGAAAGUAUAUUGUACAUGGAGUAUAAAACAACUGGUAAUACAGUACUUAUAUAGCGUUACAGUAUUUAAAUGAAUUCUUAUUUUUUUGUUUCUUUGUUUUGUUUUCAGAACAAUGCUCUCUUAACUUUUUUUUGUCUACCUUGUUUAGUUUUUAGUAUACAGUACUUUAAGCAAAAUGUGGCUCUGGACUACACAUGGCAAUGCAAUGUUAGCUUUACGAAUUGAGUAAACAUGUUACCAUUUUAAA